GGGCGAGCCACUAGCGGACUACGCUGUUGUUCUGGGCUGCGAUGGCCGCUGCAGCAGGAAAAUUGUGCUUCUGGCACGCGAUGAUGACGUUGCUGCUGAAGCUUUGGUAUUUCCAUUUCCUGAUUUUGGCGCCCAAGGAUCCGGUGGCUACUGGGCGUGAUGGUGGCUGCGAUGCCUCCCGCUGCCACUUGUUAGCUCACUAUCUCCGUUUUCCCAGUAGCAAUAGUAACAAGCCUCUCUCUCUCUCUCUCUCUCUCUCUCCCUGUCAGAUUUUACGGGCGUCCUUUUGGUGGCGGAGGGCUGUCUUGCCGCCCACCGCCCCCAAAUGAACAAGCAGCCCUCUUUUCAUGCGCGUGCCCUCGUAUUCCUUAGCGUGCUACCACUAUACAUUGCUGCACAUCGGCUGCUAGCUUAUGGUAGUUACGGUACAUAGCCGCAACUCGUGUUGGCAGCCCAGCCUUCUAGUAAACCGGUCAAGGCUGCCUGCCUGUUGUCUUGGCUUACGAAGUCGCUGAGAUGCUGCCAGCACGGCACUGAAUAUCUUGGCGCACCACUGCUACGGUACUAGGGCAAAGUUUGUGUGUACGGCAGUUUGGAAUACAAGAAAACACUGUAUGUUUGAACGUUUGGAGUGCGCCGAACUUCCGAGCCCGCCACCGCCCCGGCCUUGGCUGAUGUGAUGCGAUGGCGAUCCUCUCCUGCGAUUUUUUUGAGCUGUCCCCCUUGUAUAGUUCGUAUUGUAAUACAGGGACUAAACACCGCUAUGAAUCAAUAGGGCGGGCCCGUUUGCAACUACUGGAAAUUUAAAGGGCGACCAGGCGUAAACAGAGAAGGAAACCAAUCUUUGUCUUCUCAUCAUCACCAUCAUCACCAUGAAAUUCUUCGUCGCCACCGCCCUCUUGGCCUCGACUGCCAUUGCAGCUCCAAGCUGCCCUGCGCCAACAUCAUCACCAUCUCCCAAGCUCCCUGCUGAGCUAGGCACGCCUCGCUGGGGCACGACGCUAGCCAGCGCAACCCCUCUUCACUACCAGAAGCUCUCUGCCGACCACCGCAGCCUGCUUGUCACAAUGGACGGCUUUGAGCAGCGCGCAAAGUGCGACGACAAGAGCAACAACCAUAACCACGCGACGCUGGUCGUGUACAAUGGCGAGCUGCAUCUCUACUCGCUGGGCGUCAGACAGCAGAUUUACAUUGAAAAUGACGAUUCGGGCCAUGGUCUGCGCCGUGUGGGCUUUGAUACGGGAUACAUCCCCACGGGUGUCCAGCUUGACGGAUGGUCGCUGGACGAGGAUACCUUGCUGCAUAACUCGGCGGGUAUCUUGGUUGCGUGUGCAGAUGAUCCCAAGACGGCGACGGCAUGGACUGUCUAUGUUCAGUCCAACAGUGGCGGUCCUAUUGCGGCUCAGGGAACUUGCUACGGCUUCACGCCGAGGAUGACGCAGUAUGCUAACCCUGUUUCGUGCCGUUAUGAGUAGGCGAUGUGGCAAAUGAACACAUGUAUAAUAGUAGUUGCGUUUAUAUGACUGUUACGAAAUAGAUAUUAAUAAUAAUAGUAUAUACGAGGGACAUCUAAAUACUAUAACCGAUCGCCAUUUGUUCGCGUGUACAUAUGUGUGUAGAAAUAUGUGUUGUAUUCUGUUUAUGCCUCGUUGUCGACAUCUUCCUGGACGAGGGCAUCGCCGAGUCGCGGGUUACGAAGGGCCAUGGCAAAGCCCACCAUGGGCAAACAUAUAGCGAGGCCAGCGGCGCAAAGAAGACCUUGUACGUAGCCGUAGCUCUGAAUAAUGGCGCUGCGAAUGUCGGUGCCCACUGGGUAUCCGGCUACUGUCCUAAAAGGGUCGUCGUACAUGGAUUUGGCCAGCGUCGAAUUGUCCUGGAACGCCAAGUUGUGCUGCAGAGACGAGUAGAGCGUUUGCGUCCACACAGCGCCGCUUACAGCUGUUCCCAUGGCGCUUCCGACGUUGAAAAAAGAUAGAUACAAGCCCGUUAGAAUGGCGACGUGGUCGCGCGAUGCUGAAGCCUGGAUCGAUGCCUGUGUCGGAUACGCAAAGAAUCCGCUUGCUAGACCAAGUAGAACUUGUGCACUAAUAACACCGGCGCGGGAAUCAUCGCCAGCGCCGCCUGGGUUGAGGAUGAGUAGCACAAAAGCAAUGACAAACCCAAUGGUGCCGAUGACAAUGAUGUACUUGAGGCGGCGGGUGCGGUACACAACAAGUCCAACUAGCACGCCGCUAAUGACGCCAAAGAAGGAAAAGAAAGACAGAAUGCGCGUGGCAGACUGGAUGCUGAAAUCGAAUGCCACGACAAGCACCGUGUAGAGAUAUGUGCCCUGAAUGUACCAGGCGACAUUGAGCAGACUCCGAACCGCAAGGGCUGCCCAGACGCCACGGUCAGCGAGAAGAUGGAACGGCACCAGUGGUGUUUUGGCGUAGUUCUUUUCCCAAAUAAUAAAUGUAAUAAAUCCUCCGACUCCCAGCGCCAAGAGGAUGAUAAUGACGGGGUUCUGCCAGUGUGAUGUGGUGCCGCCUGCAAUUGUCAGCGGUGCCAGAACAAGACUAAACGAGGCGACCAAGAUAAAUAGGCCGAAAAUAUCCAACUGGUCAAACACAUCUGCUGCCCAAGCCUGCCAGGCUUGAAAGAAUGGCAACUUCUUUGCGACUUCUGGGGCCUUAUCUGCUGGGAUACUGCGCUCGACUUUGUACAAGAUGAUGAGCAACGGUGCUGUAGCAAUAGGAUAUAUAAUGCACCACAUGCCGAUGCCCCAGCGCCAAGUAGCCACGCUGAGAACCGCUGAAGUAACAGUUCCACUCAACCAUGCGUUGAUAACAAAUGGCAGUGCUGGGAUAUAGCUAAAGAAGACGCGGGCUCGCAUGGAUGAAAAGUCGGCAAUCAGCACCUCGAGGAGCAGCACAAUAGCCGUAUAGCCAAUCUGGUAGAUGAUGCCGCCUAGGCAAAACACCCAAACGGUGCUGGCUGUGCUUUCUAUGGCCAUGCCGCCAACAUAAAAGCAUGUUGCAACGAAAAUAACCUCAAAUCGGCCGGCGACGUCUGCAAUCUUGGCACAAGUCGGCUGCACUGCAACUGCAACCACGCUGCGAAGCACGUUGAUGGUUGCCAGAUAUGAGUGAAGCGAAAACGACGCUGUAGCGUUAGGUUGGUAUGCCGAGCGGACUUGUGCUUCGAGGCCAUAGGCAAAUCCGGCAAUAAAUAUCGACAAAAAGAGCCCGAUACGCUGGUUCGAAGUCAUAGCAGCGGACACUCGGUCCAUUCGGGCCACACCGGCGGCUCUAGAACGCGUAACAUGGUGGAUAGAGGGGGAUUUCGGGUUCGUUUCGGUGUCGGUGUCGGUGUUGGUGGCAGCCAGUAGCGGCCGUGACUCUGCCGAAGCCAUGGCUACACUACGCUAUUAUUGUAUAAAGUCGAUAUAUGGUGUAGGUUGGUUGCUAAGGUGUCGAAGCCCGGGUGUUGGCUCGUUAUGUAGCAGAAAAAGUAAGAAACUGCAGGCCCCUGUGCUGGCCAACGCACCCUGCUGGCAGGGUAGCGUGAUUAACCGGCGAAAAAUAAGUGUCCGGGCGCCUGGCGUGAGAACCAGGAUCAGAUAAGAUGGGUCCGCCGAGGCCGGGGGAUCUGAUAAGAUGGGGUCUGUCACAAGUCCAGUUGCAGCAGAAAACUGCAACAGAAAAAAAAUAGGCUCCGCAGUGGAUGCAAAACUCUGACGUGAGCUCGAAUUUAAAAAACGGAAAAAAAGAAAACAGUCGAAGAGAGGCUGUGACGGGCGCAGUUUUUUGUCUUGUAGUAUCUAGCCUCACCUCACACUCAGCUCGUGACUGGACCUUGUACGUAACACGCGGCGAGAGUCACACUCUAUGCGCCAAGCUGUUAAUUAACAGGCACCGACCGGGCUGCCUGCGUGACAAAAGAGGCGCCGGUUUGUUUGUCCUGCGCUUUUUUCGGAAGGCCGAGGGCUGCGUG
[Torrubiella] hemipterigena is the source of this 3972-nucleotide messenger RNA. The record is from the annotation of a GenBank genome assembly. Lineage: Eukaryota; Fungi; Ascomycota; Sordariomycetes; Hypocreales; Clavicipitaceae.